CGCAGUGCCGCGUGGCUCCGCCCCCGUCUUCCAUGUCUGGAGUAGAGGGACGGUACCGCGUCCUCGCCUUUCCGUGUACACGUUUUAGUAAAUAAACCGGGAACCAGGAUCAGAAUCUAGAGGUAGCAGGUCAGGCGGCACCCCCGGGCCUUCGCUGUGUGUAGUUUGAGUAGUGGCUGGAACUCUCGCUUGCAGUUUACUUCGCAUUUUAACUUUGCUGAGCGGCGUUUCCGCCGUUUUCCCCCUCCGUCGCCUCGCUCACUCUACGCUACCCCCCGCGUGAGAGUCGGGGCCUGCAGCAUUGGUUUGGCCACGAGGAGCGUCGGUACAGCUGGAACAGGGCGAUGGCGGAGUUCGGUAACGGCCUGACGGAGGAAUCCCUACUAGAUUCAGACCCCGGACAUCCCGAGCUGGAAGACCCGGGCGUCGGUGACGAAGAACCGGGGUUAGAAGAGGGAGAGGCCGCGAUCGAAGACCCGGAGCUGGAAGCAAUCAAAGCUCGGGUCAGAGAGAUGGAGGAAGAGGCAGAGAAGCUGAAGGAGCUGCAGAACGAGGUGGAGAAACAGAUGAAUCUGAGCCCCCCACCAGUCGGCCCUGUCAUCAUGUCCAUCGAGGAGAAGAUGGAAGCAGAUGGCAGAUCUAUUUAUGUCGGAAAUGUGGACUACGGUGCGACUGCAGAAGAGCUUGAGGCUCAUUUUCAUGGCUGCGGUUCAGUAAACAGAGUCACCAUCCUGUGUGACAAAUACACGGGGCAUCCCAAGGGGUUUGCCUAUAUCGAGUUUGCAGACAAAGAGUCUGUUAGGACAGCCAUGGCCUUGGAUGAGUCCCUUUUCAGAGGAAGGCAGAUAAAGGUGGGCGCAAAGAGAACAAACAGACCCGGCAUCAGCACCACAGACCGUGGCUUUCCACGGGCUCGCUUUAGGUCACGGGGAGGAAGUUUCUCGUCGCGUGCACGCUACUACAGUGGCUACACGCCACCCAGAGGCAGAGGACGGGCCUUCAGGGGCCGAGGGCGAACAACAUCGUGGUAUUCCCCUUACUAAACACCCCCCUCCCCUCCCUCCGCUACACUCCCUUACUAUUGCCCCUAUCCCACUCUGUGUUCCCCAAAAAAAAAAACAACAACAAAACACACACACACACACACACACACACACACACACACACACACACACACAAAUUGAAAUAAAGCCCCCCUUCCUCCCAAACAAUAAAAGAAGAGAAUCCCCAGAAGAGAGAAAAAAAAAAAAGAAAAAAAAAAGAGGAAAUCCUGUGGUGGACAGAGACUGACUGCCGCAGUGUGCGAUUGUGUGUGAGCGUGCGUGUGCCGAGGUUGAUGCAGUCAGCCCUGGUAAGGUAUCAGUUGGCCACUGGGGGAGAACGUGGUGGCAGAUUUCAUUGUUGUUUUUUUUUCUUUUUGGGUGGGGGUAGGGGUGAUGAUGAUGAUGGUAUCUCAGGCUGCAGAUGUGUCUCCUUCGGUCUGGCUGUGACCUCCUGCUUUCACUCCAUCACCAACACAGCCCACCCACCCACUCACCCUCCACCACCACCAAAAAAAAAAAGGGGGGGGGGGGGGAGUGGUGGGACAGCAAUAAGAGGAUAGUGUGUUCAAUUUUUAGUUUUAAAUGUACCGUAUGCGUGUGAAACUUCAGCCAGCCAGAGUGUUGUUGUGUUUUCUGAAUGUGGUUUGGAGUCUGUGAUUACUUCCCCACCCUCCCUCAACCCCCACCCCCCUACCAACCCUCUCUGUGCCUGCUGUCCUCUGCCCCCCCCCCCCCCCUUCUUGCAUCUCAUGUCUUGCUCUUCACCCUCUUCCAUUGGCUCAUCACACCAUGUAUUUUGUGUUUCUCUGGACAGUGAUGGACCUGUAGUGUUCGGUGGGGUUGUACAUGCAUAACUGUUUUUUUUUCUUUCUUGUGGGUGGGGUUUGUCGUUGUGCUUGACCCCCCACCCCCACCCUCC
Messenger RNA from Scophthalmus maximus (turbot), 1962 nucleotides. It is a transcript of the gene pabpn1, whose product is annotated as poly(A) binding protein, nuclear 1. The transcript has 7 exons. The coding region runs from base 345 to 1043 and encodes 232 amino acids. The record is from RefSeq and is a predicted model, not a curated record. Gene Ontology annotation, molecular function: RNA binding. NCBI's taxonomy places the organism in Eukaryota, Metazoa, Chordata, Actinopteri, Pleuronectiformes, Scophthalmidae.